AUGCUUCACGUACAACUUACGGUGGUAACCGCAGCUUUGGCGCUCGUGGUUACCAUUCUGUUCUUCUUUCUCUUCCACCGCGGUCAAAUACCACAAUCGUCGCACAGUUCACAAGCCGAUCGCUCAACUACAAGGCAUUCGAUGCGUCGUGAGCUUGGGCUCGUUCAAAUUUAUCCCAAACAAGGCGAAGAGACUGAGACCGACGUCGACAUCAUUGCAAUCCAUGGCCUGGAUACAAGAUCGCCGGAUACAUGGACAUAG
Messenger RNA from Pestalotiopsis fici W106-1, 261 nucleotides. RefSeq lists its product as uncharacterized. NCBI's taxonomy places the organism in Eukaryota, Fungi, Ascomycota, Sordariomycetes, Amphisphaeriales, Sporocadaceae. The transcript has a single exon. The record is from RefSeq and is a predicted model, not a curated record. Bases 1 to 261 code for a protein of 86 amino acids.